AUGUUGCGAAAACUGUUCACAUCCGCCCUCCUCUUUGCUGCCCUGAGCAAUGGACAGACGGCUCCUGACCUCGGGACCGCGGAGACUUUUGCUGUCCUCGGUGGCUCAACUGUGACAAAUACGGGCCCAACAACGAUCACUGGUGACCUGGGAGUCUCGCCUGGGACUGCUAUCACGGGUUCCGGUCAAAUUACGAUCAUUGGAUCCGUACACCAAGCUGAUGCAGUCGCAAGUCAAGCACAGACCGAUCUGACGACUGCAUAUAACAAUGCGGCUGGCCAGGGACCGGCCACUGCAAUCGCGACGGAACUCGGCGGCCAGACAUUGAUUGGUGGUGUAUAUACUAGCCCAACAUUCGGGCUUACCGGCACCCUCACGCUUGACGCUCAGGGGAAUCCGGAUGCAGUUUGGAUCUUCCAAAUGACAUCCACCCUUAUCACUGCCACGGACUCCAAUGUUGUUCUGGCCAAUGGUGCCAACCCUUGCAAUGUCUUCUGGCAGGUGGGAACCUCGGCAACCUUGGGAACAAGGACAGCUUUCGUCGGAACCAUCAUGGCAGAUCAGUCUAUCACGUUGAAUACUGGCGCAACGAUCAACGGACGGGCUUUGGCCCGCAUUGGGGCACACUACUGUGUCGCCUACGACAACCACAACGACGACGACGACGACGUCGACUACUACGACAACCACCACUACCACUACCACCACUACCACGCCGACUACUACAACGACAACCACCACCACGCCGACUACCACAACGACAACCACUACUACGGCGUCUACCACGACAACUACUGGCACCACCACCACCACCACCACAACAUCAUCUACCACCACGUCAUCGUCAUCCACCACGACGACAACCACAACAACGGGAACCACUACAACAGGAACCACUACAACGGGGACAACCACAACGAAAACUACCAAAACGAAGACUACCAAAACGUGGUCUACCACCACACCAUCCAGCACAACGCUGUGUACUACCACUCCUACCACAACUAUAUGUACCACUACGGUAUGGACAACCACGACGCUGACGCCAUCAUGCAAAACCCCCACAACCAAGGCUGGGAAGAACACGACAGUAAAGACUACAACCAAGGCUGGGACAAUUACGACGACAAAAACUACGACCAAGGCUGGGAUAAUGACGACAGCAAAGACUACGACCAAGACUGGGAAGACUACAUCCAAGCCAAUACCCAAGGCUGGACAGACGACGACAGCGCGUAUUAA
This is a messenger RNA of Penicillium roqueforti, 1242 nucleotides long. Its product is annotated as ice-binding family protein. The record is from RefSeq and is a predicted model, not a curated record. The transcript is spliced from 3 exons. Bases 1 to 1242 code for a protein of 413 amino acids. Lineage: Eukaryota; Fungi; Ascomycota; Eurotiomycetes; Eurotiales; Aspergillaceae.